Medioppia subpectinata is the source of this 1350-nucleotide messenger RNA. Lineage: Eukaryota; Metazoa; Arthropoda; Arachnida; Sarcoptiformes; Oppiidae. The record is from the annotation of a GenBank genome assembly.
CACAUCCAAUACGACACAACCCUUCCGUCGCAACACAACUAUUUGGGCGAUAAUCUGAACGAACUGUCGGGACGUGUGGUGUUGGACGAGACCUCGACUGUGAACAUACCGUUGUUGACCAUCGAGAACGUGGUGUUAGUGCCCUCACAGGUACUGCCCCUUCAGAUACAUCACCCGACCAUUGUGUCGAUGAUGAGGCGUCUGGUCGACGGUCAGCGCACUGUCGGUGUCGUCGCCUCACUCGAGCCCACUCUCGGCACCACCGCUGAGAUCAGGAGCUAUUCGGGUGAUAGCGAUGACGACGGCGAGGGUUUGCCUGUGUUUCGGCUCAAAGCUGAGGGACGGCAGAGGUUUCGCGUUAUGGAGACCUGGAGACAGGACGGCGUCGUCAUGGGAAAGAUACACAGAGAGCAACCUGUGCUGCCUAUGGCCUCACCCCUACAGCCCCUCCACAAUCUCUCUCUCCAUACACCUACUGGUCUUAAUCCUAAGGUGUCCGGUUCGGGUGUAUUCGAGUUCCGACUCAUGUCAUUCAUCAACGACUUAAGUCGCGAUGCGGUCGGCAAUUGUUGCCACUCGUCGGCCGUCCAGAGCGGCGAUAAUAACGGCCCGAACGCCGGCCAACAGUGUAGCGAAAAGUGUCAAACAUUUUUUCGCGUUUGUCUCAAACACUAUCAGACAAACAUCGAUCCGUCGCCUCCGUGUACUUACGGCGAAGUGAUUACCCCAGUGUUCAACGCCAGCACCGUAUAUGUCAGCCAUCAAAACGCACCGACACUUGUCGACGACGACCACACCAUACGGUUUCCAUUCAACUUCUCGUGGCCGGUGUCCGGUUCGGGUGUAUUCGAGUUCCGACUCAUGUCAUUCAUUAACGACUUAAGUCGCGAUGCGGUCGGCAAUUGUUGCCACUCGUCGACCGUCCAGAGCGGCGACAAUAACGGCCCGAACGCCGGCCAACAACAGUGUAGCGAAAAGUGUCAAACAUUUUUUCGCGUUUGUCUCAAACACUAUCAGACAAACAUCGAUCCGUCGCCGCCGUGUACUUACGGCGAAGUGAUUACCCCAGUGUUCAACGCCAGCACCGUAUAUGUCAGCCAUCAAAACGCCCCGACACUUGUCGACGACGACCACACCAUACGGUUUCCAUUCAACUUCUCGUGGCCGGGCACAUUUUCAUUGAUAGUGGAGGCCUGGCAUAACGCGUCGUCGUCGCCGUCAUCCCUGUCCGCAUCGUCUCGAGCCGUACAGUAUAUGGCAAGUGGUGUCCGAAAAAAGGCCAUCGCCAACAGCCAUACAGCCGGUGGUUGCGCUCCUGUGAUGGCACUCAUACAGAGCUUCCGACUCUAA